Molecule: messenger RNA, 7131 nt
Organism: Macrobrachium nipponense
Lineage: Eukaryota; Metazoa; Arthropoda; Malacostraca; Decapoda; Palaemonidae
Product: hydroxymethylglutaryl-CoA lyase, mitochondrial-like
Exons: 7
Coding region: 156-1499 (447 amino acids)
Biological process (GO): ketone body biosynthetic process; L-leucine catabolic process
Molecular function (GO): hydroxymethylglutaryl-CoA lyase activity
Source: RefSeq, a predicted model, not a curated record
ACGCCACUCCAGUGCCGGACGCCGUUGGCGACGGACGGUUACGCAACAUUGAGAAGAGCCGUUGUAAGGGCCCUCCCUUUCCGCAUGCAACUACUACAACUACUACUAUAGCGCCACCAUCCUUAGACUGGCUCGCUUUCCCUUGCGACCGCGCCAUGCUUCGUGAUCGCCAAUGGCGCCCCUUCUUUCCCUGGGGGAAAAUGAAGGAAAGUCUCCCCCUCGCUAGGAUGUCCGCUCUGAGGGGCCUCGGGUCCAUAUUCGUGUGGAUUUUAGCGUUGUUCUUCGGGGGUAGCGUCCCUCCAGGGGACCAGGGAGACGAAGGGGAAAAGGGAAGAAGAAGAAGCGGCCCUAAUGACAACAACAACAACAAGGCCGAAGAAAGAGGCUGCUCUUCAGACCGUCUCGACAUCGAGGGACCAAGUCGCUCCAUUUUCUUGGUGUCGGGGCAUCGUGGUACGUCCACGGGGAUACCCAUGGGUACGUUGACCUGCCGUGCCAACGUCAUAGGGGCGUUGAAGACCUUCUGCAGGAGGUACGGCGUCUCCGCGCUAUCAUUUGGACCUUCCCAGUACGAAGAGAUUCGCAGUUCAGCAUUGCGUCAUGAAUACCCGAGGCAGGUGAAGAUCGUGGAGGUUGGGCCUAGAGAUGGCCUUCAGAAUGAGAAGGCCUUAGUUCCUACAGAUGUGAAGAUAGAAUUCAUCAAUAGAUUGUCUCAUGCAGGGCAUAAGGCCGUAGAAGCAACAAGUUUUGUAUCCCCAAAGUGGGUGCCACAAAUGGCCGACCACACAGAGGUAAUGAAAGGAAUCCAGCGUGUGAAAGGCGUGUCUUACCCCGUAUUAACACCCAAUUUAAAAGGCUUCCAGGCUGCGGUUGCCGUCCAGUGUGAUGAGGUUGCUAUCUUUGGUGCAGCUUCAGAAUCAUUUAGUCAAAAGAACAUAAACUGUUCCAUAGCAGAGUCGCUAGAACGUUUCAAAGUGGUGACAGAGGCAGCUAAGAAAGCAGGAGUGAAAGUGAGAGGCUACGUGUCUUGUGUUUGCGGCUGUCCUUACGAGGGUCCGGUUAAUCCCAAGGUUGUGGCGCAGGUUGCACUGGAAAUGUAUGAAAUGGGUUGUUAUGAAAUCUCACUGGGUGAUACAAUUGGUGUAGGAACCCCAGGUUGCAUGCGGAAGAUGCUGGAAGAAGUGUUGACCAUUCUUCCUGCGGACGUCCUGGCUGUCCAUUGCCAUGAUACAUAUGGCCAGGCUCUCCCCAAUAUUUUGACAGCACUUCAGAUGGGGAUAAGUGUGGUUGAUGCAUCUGUGGCAGGCCUGGGUGGCUGCCCAUAUGCCCACGGAGCUUCGGGAAACGUAGCAACCGAAGACGUCGUGUAUAUGCUGAACGGUCUCCAGAUUGAAACUGGGGUUGACCUGGAGAAGCUCAUUGACGCAGGAAACUUCAUCUGCAAAGCCAUCAACAGACCGAACCAAAGCAAAGUGAGUCGAGCAAAAACAAGAUGCUAGUCAGUCUAGUUGAGAGGUGUUUUUGACGCGUGCAUAGAGCCGAGGUUAUUGUAAAUUGUGAUACCUUAUAUAUUUAGUAGAUGAUUUUAGUUUGUCUGAUUACUUAGGUUGACUCUUGUUGCAGAUUUGGAAUCAUAUGACAGGGUCAUAUGGCAAUGUAUAUUUUCUCAUUUAGAACAUGUAGGAAUACAUUUUAUGCCUACAUGUUGAUGGAGGAAACCAGAGUAAGAAGAAGUAAAGUCAGAAUGUUAUUUCUUGGUGCUUGAACAUUUAUGAGUUCAGUUCCAUAGUCUUUUCAAGCACCAAAAAUGGUUGAUGUUCAUACUACUGGGUUAAGGAAAAUCAGCCUCAUUGUUUGAAAUGGUUGCAGUUUAAUUUGAUACAAUUAAGACUUAUUGAGAAAGGUUUCUCUGAAGUAAUAUCGGCGACCUUUUUUUUAUUUUCUAUUUAUCGUAGAAUUUGAAGUGUAAUUUUUUAUCAAGACUUGAGAAAGCUUUCUCUAAGGUGAAGACUGUUCUGUCAACGCUUUUAUUCGAGAACUAAUGGAAAGUGUAAUUUCAUAUUGUUGAAGCUUGCUCAUGUAGGAUUUUAUUUUUGUAAAUAAAUGGAAAUGUCAAAUUGGAUUAUGAAUCCUCAUAAUAUUUUUGACAAAUAAAACAUUUUUGUGUUACUGAUGAAGGAGAUUUUAUGUCAGUACCAGUGAAAGAGGGACUCUUAGAUUUUGAAUCAAUGUCAAUCUGAAAAAUGACCAUCAUCGCCCUCUCCUAUUUGGGUAUUAGUGAAAUGUUCUUUGUAGCUGCAGAUAUUUAGCUACUUUAAUUAUUUAAACGGAAUCAUUUGAAGGAUUGAAAUCAUUGUUCAGUCAAAUGUUUGCUUCCGUACAUUUGUCUUUUAGAACGUUUCAUGUGAAAUUGAUUUAUAUCUUAAAUCGUGUGAGAUUGAAUGCGUGGAAUUUAAAAUGUUCCAAAUUAUAUGGGAUUCACAUGUCUAGUAGAAUGCUUUAAUUUUUGUGAGAUUGACACGAGUUUCUUGUCAAAUUAAAUGGUAAUUAUUUUGAAUGUACUGAAGACUACCAGAUAUUAAGAAUAGAGAGUUAAUGUCUUUAUUUCACUUAGCUGACAUGUUAAAAAGUCUUCAGGUACAGCAUUUGCAUUUCCUAGAGCUAAUAAGACACUCAAAGUACAGUACUGUAUCAGGUAUUUACUGGUUUUACUUUCAGAACAUAGAUGGUUCAUUGUUACUAUUUUCCAAGCCUCAGGCUUGUUUUAUUAAUCUCAAAAGACAUAGGUAGGUAGGGCUCGAGUCACAUAAAAAGUGAUGUAUUGAGAAAGUGGUCAUGCAAACUUUAUAAGUUAGAUUAGAGUACGUACUUGAUUUAUGUAGUACCUUGGCAAAACAUUAUUGCUUAAUGUAUUAUUUCCUGGGGUAUUGGGUUUGUUUCACUCAGAGGAAAUGACUAUGAUGUGUGAUUAUAUUUUUGUCGAUGUAUAUUUUGUGUGAUUUGCAACAAGUAGAAUUUGUAGAUUUCUGAUUUUGCUACUCGAGGAUAAGUUGUCUCAGGUGUUUGAUAGGUAGUGAAAGUUUGUUUUUGUCUUUAAUGGUACAAAGUGUUUUAUGUAUGUUUCUCAUUUUAGAAGGAAUGCAGGCUUUUAGUUGUAGUGAUUGUUAGUGGUAUGCUUUUUUUAACUAUAUCGGAGAUCAGAAUCUAAAUUUUACCCCUUUUCGUUAUUUUAUUUACAAGUAUUGUGACUUGUUUUAAAAAGUUGAGCUCAUUUUUCUCAUAAGAUUUAUGUCUUCAAAGUUUUUUUAGAACAGAAAUUUUAAAAGUUCAAUGAUAUAUAAGCAACAAAAAUACUACAGGAAGGUGAUCAUCCCUCUUUUGGAGAAUCGCAAUGUGAUUGCAACUGCUUGCUGACGCAAUGUUUUACUUAAUCCCUGGGGUGUAAUCUAGAGUGCCAAGAACAUGUGCCAUUGGUUUUCUGCCUGUCUUUUGCAUGAGCAUAGAACUUGCUGGCUCAGUGCGUGACAUAAAAAUUCAUAGAACUGAAGUGUAGCCUCUUGAUAGCUGUCUUAGCUCUAGCAGAAAUCCAGAACUACUUUUCUCAAGUGGUUUUGUCUUUCAAAAAUUUUAUUUUCUUUUAACAAUCAUAGAGUUAACUUGGGCCUUUUCCUAUCAGCUUAUUUAGGACUGAUCUUACUGAUAUACUGGUAUUGUUUUUUGUGUAUUUUCCCAGUUUGCAUUGGCUGUACAGAGUACAAUUGCCUGAGUUUCUUGAUGAAGAAAAUUUAAUCCUAUUUAUUCUUUAUUUGUUCAUUAAUUUUUUAGGGAAUCAUCUACUCUUUCAUCUGUAUUCUACCCCUAUUUUGUCUUCUCUAAUAACUUCUGCUAUAUAUUAGAUUUUUGCAUUUUCCAAUGUCAUUGCAAAUUACUUAGAUUCUUGACUUCUUAAUGCCCAAAUUUAUGCUACGUGUAGUGUUCUGGCGAACAUUUCAAUACCUCCCGACACUUUUAAACUACUGGGCCAUUCACAGACCAUCCAUUAUUGUAAUGUACUGUAUAUCCUUCCUGGAGACUGUUCAUGUCCAAGACUUGCCAAGGGAUUCUGGGUGGUACAUACACUAUUGGAUUUGAGGAACUUUUAUCUUAUUGUGGUAGCCCGUUUUUGAGUUUUUUAUGCCCUUACUGAUGGACCUAAUCAUCCCAAUUUGUCUGGAGCAGCUAAGGUGUCAUUAACUAAUCCCAAGUUUUAUUGGUGUUGGACGGCACUUGUUUAGUAUUGUGAUUCAAAUAAAGGUUAUCGUUGAUACCAGUCAAAGGUUGUCGCUGAUACCAGUCACUUACAACAAUGUAAGUGUGUGUGUGUGUGUAUCCUGCUGACUGGGAAGUAUGCCACAUGAGAAGGGUUUUAUAAUAAUGCUGAAUGUUCUUCCUUGACAUUAGCUUUUCCUCCUGGUAAAAUGGUUGUCCUAUCUUUGCAAAUACUUUUCUGUAUUCAGAAAUACAACUAAAACCUUUGUUUUUUGUUUGUGCUCAAUAGCAGUAGUAGUCAGGUUGCUAGAUCUGCUGGGUUCUGUUGAGAAAUUGAAGAAUGUAUAGAUUCAUUGCAAUGACACUGCCCAUCUUUCUUUCUGUAAGACUGAAAUUUAGUUAUAUUGAUCUUUAACACUCAUUAUAAUAUGCAAAUAAUUUAACAUAUGAUGGACAGCAAAUCUUUUCCAGAUGCAGUUUGUUGAUAUAGAAAGUGUCUGCACCAUAUUGUUCUUCAGUAGAUGAGGAUUAAGGUUUAGUGUCAUUAAAAACUUGUUUAGCACAAAUGUAACAGCACUGUGAGUCAUUUAUAGUAGGAAAUUAUAGCAAGAUAACCAAAAAGCAAUUUUAUCUCAAAUUCUGUGGUACUCAUAAGAAACAGUAGUGUACAGUACUGUAGUGUUUAGCAAUUUCACCGAACAAAUCAAUUAUAUAUGCUUGACUGACCAUUGAAGAAUAUAUACUUGUAAUUGUAUAUUAAGCUUAAAUGCAGUAAGCAGUACCAAAUGUAAUAACAAAUAUAUUUUGUAUGUACAAAAUUCCUUUUGUAGUUUGAGUUGCAGUUUAUAAAAGACUUUGUAUAGCCUAGGUUGUUCUUCCCAGAAGUUACCUUGUCAAAAAAAUGACAUACUAUAUUAUACAGCUUUUCCUGCAGUUAUAUAUAUUCCCUCUCAUAUAUAUUUAAGAAAUUUCGUCUUCCUUGGAUAUUGUGAAAUUUUUAUUUAAAGACAAAAUAUGUUUACUCCCAUUUUAACUUAUUUGUAGGCACUUUAUGUCACCCAAUAAAUAUAUGAAGCUGAAAUUUAUUGGAGAUCAGUAAGAACGGUAAUGCUAGUGUAUGUGUGGUGUUACACACUUAUGCCGAAUGUUAUGUAUUUGCCCUGUACUCAGAAAAGCACGCUAACAUUUAACACAGUCAGCUUUAAGAGAGCCUGCUGGAAUUCAGUCAAGUUAUUUCAUCAGCUCCUAGAGGCUUUUGUGUCAUUCUUUGACUCAUUGGCGAGGUUAAACUACCUAAUAGCUAUGAUGUUCUGUGAUACUGGAAUUUUGUAAUGUUGAAAUGGUUAAAGCUUUCUAAUUGGUAGUAGGUAGUCAUAUUGAUAUGAGAUUGAUCAGGGCUCAUGUUUAAAUAGUGCCAGGUUUUAUACUUGAGCAUUGUGGGCAUAGUUGAAAAGUUACUUGAUAGCUUGAUAGUUGCUUUCAUUAGCAAGGAAGGUUAUUAUGAUAUCUCGGUAGUUCUCUCAUAAUUUAAACUGCAAGAUUCUGAAUGUUUUAGAAACUUGUUAGUAAACUGAAUGUCUGAGUGAAACAAGCAUGAAGAUGAUUUUUUAGAAUGUUGCUGGUUAAAAAAAAAGAAAGAAAACAAAGUAUGUAUUGCUACACUUCGAACUAAAGGGAAUCAAGUUGUUUCCAUAUAAAGAGUGACAUUUGGUUAUAUGAAAUAGGGGUUCCUCCAGAAUUUGGUAACAUCAAAUGAUCUUCAUUAAGAAAUAACAAAAACAGGUAUAACCCAUUUCUGUUGAAAUCAUCAUCGCAACACUUUUGGCAUUUACAAAAUUCAGCUUGAUUUAGCCCAUAACAAAAUUCAUCUCAGGAGUUAAAUUAGUUUAAUGUAUUAAAUGACUAGUUUUUACAAAUUAUAUAACAGUUUCAGAUACAUAUUUUUCAGUUUUUAAGGGAGAGCUGUGAAAUAGGCUAAAUUUAAUUUUGGUUACAAGAAGUUGCAAAAGUCUUAUACUUUGCCACAGACUAUCUUAUUUUAUUUAUUGCAGUACGUUUGUUUCAUUGAAUUGAUUUCUCUAAUUACAUUUUACAUGGUAGCUUUUAGAUCUCAGUUGGUGAUUGUGUUUGAUUGUAUGGCUGUUUGGAGAGACACAAGUAAGGUUCGUAACUGCGACUUGGUUUUAGAAGACAAGGUCAUUUUUUGACAUUGAAAUAAUUUCUUGUAAAGUUUCGUUAUUGUAAGGCAGUUAGUACUCCUAUCUCUUCAUACAGCCAGAAAGUUUAAACUGUAGUUUUUGAUUUUGGCAUCAGAAUAGUGUAUGGGUUUUGGAAACCCUUGUUUGCAGACCAUAGACAGCAUUGCCUUAUGGAGCUAGUGUUGAUUGUCACAGUACAGGCAGUCCCCGGGUUACGACGGGGGUUCCGUUCUUGAGAUGCGUCGUGAGCCAAAAAUCGUCGUAAGCCGGAACAUCGUCAAAAAUCCUAAGAAAACUUUGCUAUUAAUGCUUUGGGUGCAUUCAAAACUUUGUAAACUGCAUUUUUAUUGCAUUUUUCAUAAAAAAAACCUUUAAAUAGUGAUUAUUUUGCAUUUUUGGUGUCAUAUUUCAUCUGCCAGAUCAGCGUUUGUAGGCGUCGUAACUCUGGAAAUAAUGUCUGAUGAAUAUAAUUGAAAAGCGUCGUAACCUCGGAAUGUCAUAAGCCGAGACCAUCGUAACCCGGGAACUGCCUGUAUAUGUUUCUUUAACAGUGACAGUCAUUGGAUAGUGCAAUGCUUUGUUUAAAGGAAAAUGUUUGCCACAUAUUUUCGAUAAUAUAGUAAAGUUUUAUUGAAAGGAGAUGUAGAAAUAGAUUAAUAUAUUCAUCUAAUAAAAGUUUCAAAGA